AAUAUUGAUCGUAAAAUAUUUUUACAAAUAUCCAAUUACAGUGAAUGUAAAAUUCAGCUGCCUAUCGAGAGCGGGCAGCCGGUGAGAUUCCCAUCGAAAACUCCAGCUGCCAGUCAACGGCGGUCUGCCGGUGAGAUUCUUAUGGGCCACUCACCAAAGAUAUAAGCCCUCGAAUCCUCUACGCCUCUAACGAAGCCGAAGAGUACUUGUAGGUAGAGGAUCUCAUUUGGGCCACCGACGGUGACCCGACUCGCGCACCUCCUUUUCCAGAAGAGUUGUGUAUUCGUACAGUCACAGCCCGUUGCUUUCAAAGCAGGUCGGUUUCCAUUCCGUUAUACGCGCCACGAAAAAUGAAAUUACUUGGACAAUAUUACAAAGAAAUCGAGCUCCUCGACGACGGCCAUGGUGGAGUUCUCUAUAUAACUCUGCUCAUGCCUACUUCACUGCUUCCAGACUUCGAGCCCAUUUGACGUGCUUCCAUUCGAGAUAGUUCAAUCGAUCGCUUCCUCGAGUCGCUCUAGGGCUCGAUCGAGAGAACGCUGCGCGAAUCGGGAUCGAUCCGUUCGAUUUAGGGGUUUCCAGUGGCGUUCUUCGGCAGGAACUGGCAAUUGUGCUGCGAUCGAGGCGAUUGGCUUAGGUUUUGAUGGAAUCGGUCGAGGCCCCGCAGAUCUCGGGCGUCAGAUCGGGGAGUUCCGGCACCUGCGCGGCGGAGAUCGCGGAGUCCCUCCGUUUCGAGGAGGAGAUCCAGAGUCUGAUCGUCCACCCUAACUUCGAGGCUUCUAAUGGGAGCUCCUUCACCGCGCUUCUUGGCCUCUCCGGCAACCAGGCCGCGGAGCUCCUCCACGAGUACGGCCUCACUGCGGCGGCCUCCUCCCCUGCUGGCGCCGCCGAGAUGUGGCGACUCCGCCUUGGAGGCGACCGCGCGGCGGGGGAGCUCCGCCUUCCGCUCGGUUGUUCCCCCACCUUCCCCUCCGACGCUGCCAUCGUCGAGAGCGCGGCGAGGUUUUCUGUCUUCGCAUCCGAGGAGUCCCCCGCUUCGAGCUCCGGAGGAGGCAUCUCGCCGAGGCUGAAGGUGGAACAGCUGGACCCCGAUUCGCCCCCUUCCGUCCCCGUUCUCCCCUCGCCGAAGACGAAGAGAUCACCGGCGAAGAGGAAAGGGACGUGCGAGAAAAGCAAGGCGAGGGGAACAGCAAAAAAAAUCAAGAGGACCGAAGAGAAAAAAGACCCAACCAAGGCCACGGCGACGGAGGAAGACACCGCCGACGAGAAGCUCCCCUACGUUCACGUCCGCGCUCGCCGAGGACAAGCAACCGAUAGCCACAGCUUAGCAGAGCGGGCUCGAAGGGAGAAAAUAAAUGCGCGGAUGAAGCUUCUGCAGGAGCUGGUCCCCGGUUGCAGCAAGAUAACAGGUACAGCUUUAGUUCUUGAUGAAAUCAUCAACCACGUACAGUCUCUGCAAAGGCAAGUUGAGUUCCUGUCGAUGAGACUAGCGGCAGUCAACCCGUGCAUCGAUCUUAGCUUCCUGGACCACAUUUUAUCGACGCAGUGCGAACCUGGCGCUGGUGCUGCUAACGGAAGAGAAGCGUUGGCCUGGAAUCCUGCUCCGUGGUCACCGGAUUCCGCUAUUGCAGGCGAAGACGUACGACGACUACUACUGCCGCGGCAGUACCAGGUCUGGCACCUCGACCUCCUCGGCCCCCAACAAUCAUCCAUGGCGUGGGAGAGGGAUGCAACGCCGCAUCACAAUGCCCUUCCCUUCCCCGGGACAGGAACCGGGACCUCCCUCUUUGGCUAUGAUAGCACCAAUUCAGUGCCUCUGAACGCGAGCCAAUCGAAGACAGAACUCUAAACUGAAAUAUCAUCAGUUCUCUCCUAUUUCUGAUAUAACAUCUGUAAUUAUGCUCUAAUUGACGUAGUAAUCAAUUCAGAAAACUAAGCCAAGUAUGAUCCUCUAAUUCCUGAUGAUUGUAUUGUGCUUAUGAAGGCUCUAAUGUUCCCAUAUAUUCAAGCAGCAGGUUUAUUUAUGCUAUUAAUCUACCUAUUUUAAACUUCCA
Zingiber officinale is the source of this 2054-nucleotide messenger RNA. Its product is annotated as transcription factor bHLH48-like. Gene Ontology annotation, molecular function: DNA-binding transcription factor activity; protein dimerization activity. Gene Ontology annotation, biological process: regulation of DNA-templated transcription. Gene Ontology annotation, cellular component: nucleus. Lineage: Eukaryota; Viridiplantae; Streptophyta; Magnoliopsida; Zingiberales; Zingiberaceae. The record is from RefSeq and is a predicted model, not a curated record. The coding region runs from base 644 to 1849 and encodes 401 amino acids. The transcript is spliced from 7 exons.